Messenger RNA from Morchella importuna, 1071 nucleotides. RefSeq lists its product as uncharacterized. The record is from RefSeq and is a predicted model, not a curated record. The coding region runs from base 1 to 1071 and encodes 356 amino acids. The transcript is spliced from 2 exons. Gene Ontology annotation, biological process: double-strand break repair via homologous recombination. Gene Ontology annotation, molecular function: four-way junction helicase activity; 3'-5' DNA helicase activity; nucleic acid binding. Lineage: Eukaryota; Fungi; Ascomycota; Pezizomycetes; Pezizales; Morchellaceae. Gene Ontology annotation, cellular component: cytoplasm; chromosome.
AUGACAAAAAAGUCACAAGUUUCCUUCUCUUCCAGAUACUAUCUCUUUUCGAAUGAUGGUCAAGAGGCAUGGGAGAGCGAUCGACUCACAGAUGCCCUCAAAAGAGUAACCUGCUCAGAAUUCGGUGUAGACCACAAAUUUGGAGUUUCCACCUACCGACACCUGGCUAUUUCUAUGGGAAGAAGGUUUUUGAAAAAGCCUUUUGAAGAUGAAGACUCCCAAGCCGAGGAGGAGGGCCUCGAUUUGCAAGCUGCACAUUCGAGUGCUGUAGCAGAUAGGUUUUAUCCUGUCAAUGCAAGUACUUUGAAUGAGUUGACAGAGAGCUCGAUGAAUAUAUUUGGAUUAAUCAGCCGCGAUUGGCACAAGCUUGUGUAUCCAAAGCAAAACUUAUUGGCUCAAAGUGAGGUACUUGAGGGGGUUACAGGAACGAAGACGAAGGACAAAAACCCCGAGAGUGUGGAGAGCAUUACACAAUCAGCGACUGCAGAUCUAGUCAGGGAGAUUGGGCAGGUAUCUGUACAGCAGAAAUCAAGAGGAUUGACCAAUGAAGAAACACACAUCCGGUGCAAUCAGAUACUGAAUGGGUUAUAUGGUAACGAUGCCAAAUUCAAGUCGGUAGAGCAGAAGGAGGCUCUCGCAGCUUUGUUAAAGGGGGUAUCACCGCUAGUCGUGGUACUGCCGACUGGUGGAGGCAAAAGUAUUCUUUUGCAGGGCCCCUCGCUGGAGCUUGGUGCAGGGGUUACAGUUCUAAUCUCACCAUUCAUUGCGCUCUCGCAGGAUAUUGUAAGGAGGGCGAGCACCCUAAAACUCGACUGCCAGCUGUGGGGUAAGGACAUGAAACAGGAUAGUCAAUUGUUAGUUGUUACAGUGGAGUCGGCAGUAUCGGCGAAGUUCAGACAAUAUAUCCGGAGAAUUAAGGAAGUUGGGAGAUUAGAUAGGGUAGUAGUAGACGAAGCACAUAUGCUUGUCACCAUGGUCAAUUUCAGGGAGUCAUUUACAAAGCUCGACUGGUUUACAGGCAUCGGUGUACAAUGUCUUGCAAAGAGGGUGAAAAUAUUGCGAGAACUCUGA